GUUAGCCUUUGUUGGUAUAUAGCAAGCUUCUCGUUCCUCUUUCCAAAUUUCUCUCACGCGUUGCGCCCAAGCUUCCAUUUUAUUUUUCUCGUCUUUCCUUUUUGCUGUUGCUCUCUCCUCUCGCGUUUCCCUCCUCAUCUCGCCGAUCCCCUCUGCGAAGAACAUCUCCAGAAAGCUCGCAUUUCUGGUUUCGCGCGCUCUCGUCUUUUGGUGGUAGAUCUGUUGGAUCUAUGCGGUUGGUUCGUUUUCUGGCGUUCUUAUGGGGUGAUUAUCUGUUUGUUUGUAGGGAUCAACAGCAAGGAAGAGCGAAAAUGGGGCUGACGUUCACGAAGCUUUUCAGCCGGCUGUUUGCCAAGAAGGAGAUGAGAAUUCUCAUGGUUGGUCUCGAUGCAGCUGGUAAGACCACCAUCUUGUACAAGCUCAAGCUUGGCGAGAUCGUCACCACCAUUCCCACUAUCGGAUUCAAUGUUGAAACCGUGGAAUACAAGAACAUCAGCUUCACCGUGUGGGAUGUCGGGGGUCAAGACAAGAUCCGCCCAUUGUGGAGGCACUACUUCCAGAACACUCAGGGCCUCAUCUUUGUUGUGGACAGCAAUGACAGAGAUCGUGUUGUCGAGGCCAGAGAUGAGUUGCAUAGGAUGUUGAAUGAGGUACUACCUUUUCUGAACUCGUUUUGUUUGUCAUUCUCAUCUUACAUAUACAGGCAAAUCCUGAUGAUCUUAUUGUGCCAUUGCUUACAGGACGAACUGCGAGAUGCAGUGUUGCUUGUUUUCGCUAACAAGCAGGAUCUGCCAAAUGCAAUGAAUGCUGCAGAGAUAACCGACAAGCUUGGUCUCCACUCCCUCCGCCAGCGUCACUGGUACAUCCAGAGCACCUGCGCAACUUCUGGUGAGGGCCUUUACGAAGGUCUGGAUUGGCUCUCCAACAACAUUGCUAACAAGGUAUGUAUACAUGGGGAGGAUAAAAAGCUUGUUAAAAAGAGUGUACCGAUUUCUGAUUUUCGUCAAUGGUUUUUGUUCAGGCUUAACUCUGGUGAGGCAGCCGUUUUGUGGAUGACGGAUCUGGAUGCAGGGGUGAAUGUUAUCUAGUUUAUCUUCUCUUCUCACUUUUUUUUUUUUUUUUUAUCUUUUACCGUUCUUUCGUUUCUCCUCCCCCUUCCUCCCUCCCGAGACAUUUGGUUUUUUUGUUUCUGCAUAUUUAUACUCUUUUUUUUUUUUUUUUUAAUCUUUCGUUUUCCCAGCUCCCUCUUGGUUUGGGAGGGAUGGGAUGCCUUCUUUUAUGUUAGGACCUCUUUUUGGAUGGGUUACAGUGUAAUAGAAUACAUAUAUAUUACUGUUAUGUUGGUUGGAUCUUGUACUCUCACCGAGAAUGUUUCAUUUGGCUUUGGAAUGGAUCUUCAUGUGGCCGUGGUUUGGGCCGUAGGAGCAGGGAAUGCAGGCUGCCCUCCGAUGAUUCUCUUGCUAAUGGUUAGUAAUUAACUACAAAAUCAAAAGAAAACA
This is a messenger RNA of Linum tenue, 1499 nucleotides long. The record is from the annotation of a GenBank genome assembly. Lineage: Eukaryota; Viridiplantae; Streptophyta; Magnoliopsida; Malpighiales; Linaceae.